CCCUGUUGCAUGAGUUUUGAAAUCUCAGCUUCUUUUAUCAUAAUUGAAUGCAAAGGUGUCGAAAAGUGCAGUCUUUCUUUCUUUCUUUCUUUCUUUCUUUCUUUCCAAAUUAACUCUGUGUCUUUAGCUAUUAUAGAGAUUAGAAAUCCUUCUAUAUGUUUUGGCAUGAUCUGUGCGUCUUUCAGCCCCCAUGCGCAUGUAUCAUAUAUCACCGACUUCAUAACCGUCGGAGGCGUGUACAGGUCACUAGAACGUGCAUAUGAUCUGUGGUUUGAAAAUGACAUGCUUGCUUUCACGCACCAGGUUUCCUUUUUUUUUUUUUUACUUUUUUUUUUAAGGAUCAAGUGGUCAUAAGGCAGAGUACUGCGUCUAGACAGGGGACGGAGAGUCGGUAGAUGGCAGUCGUGUCCCUUCUGCACUAGACAGGAAGAAGCAGCGCAUCAAACACUCACACUUAGUACCCAGGCUAUACACAAUCACACACGCACAUGUGUGCGUCAAACAGGCGCUACAGACCUGUCCGAACGCGCGCACACCCCCUCAUCAUAUAAUCUAUAGCGUUCCGGGUUAUUGCACUCGACCAAUCAUUGGUAAGAUGGAAAAAGAUUAUUGGACCAUUGACUUUUACGCAUCCAAGAAGACGCCAGUGAGGACAGUCAGAAGAGUGAGACUUUGGGCUGAGGGCUACAUCAAUACGUGUUAGAAGAUUCUUGGUGUCACCAGCGGAGUGCGCUGAGCCGAUGCCCACCGUCUGGGUAUACUUCACACUAGAACUUCAUUCACCGAAGAGAUCUCGACGUAUUCGACGAGUCUCGUCUCUUUAGAUGCUCCUGCUCGCGGGUUGACUCACUUGUAGCUGUUCUCCGGUCAGCUCUCGCGCGCUGCGUAACACCGCAGCAUCAUUCGCGUGGAUUUUCGUCGCGUCAGUGGAUUGCUUUUCGUCGGAGUUGAGUUGAACUGUAUUGAGUAUCUGAUGGGAUGUAGCUUUUGAUGAAUACCUCGCCUCUGACAAGUUUAUACGCAUGUGAAAAGGAACUACGGCGGUGGUUAGUAUAUAUUAAUCAAUCAACUAAGAAAGGGAUGAUUUGACUCACAUUUGGCGCAUUUUCAUCCACUUUCCUGAAAAGAAAAUAGAAACUUGGAAGAUUUUGUCCUUUUUCUCCUUUCCAGAUGAUGCUGAUUGUCUUGGAUAUGAUGUGAUAUACGAAUAUUUGCGCGAGGUUUUCUCUCGCAAGGCAUUCCGUAGGACAUAGUCACAUUUCAAGGAAAUAAGCAUCUUGAAAUCCGCACUGGGCUGUGAGUAGAAAUCUAAUCAGAUCGGGUGCGUAAAGGGGGAAGAAAAGUUCCGUUUUAAACCAUGACUGUGGAAUAAGACCAUCAGCUUGCCUGCGUGUAUGGUCUGUUGAAGAUUGAGAUGAAGAAGAUGCAGGGAAUGGUCCAUCUCAGGGAUAAAACCCAUCUAGAUGCGUACUGGAUGAAUGUGAAAACCCAAAUCUGUGGUGGUAAACGCCAAGAAUGACACGCAAAACCAGGGAGACGACGAAUUAAUUGAUUUAUCAGCAGGAAAAGACUCGGUACACCGGAUUUUGAUGAUGCAGGGCAAGAAAGCAUCGAGAUAUUUGCUCUAGAGGCACUCGUCCAUAUGAUGGCAUUGACAGGAAGACCGAGUGGAUAUACGGGAGCGAAUUUCUUCUCAUAGAAGCUUGUAAAACUGCUCUUGGAUAGCUUGGAUAGCCCAAAGUACACGCUGAAGAACAUUUCAUUCGCCUCGCGCUACAUUCCUUGAGAAUUGCGGAUGGAUUUUCGUGCUUUGGAAGCGAACGAAACGGCGAUUUGAACCUCACAGAUUGAGAAAGACGAAGCCAGCUAGCGAAACCGAGCGUGAAGAUGUCCAGAAACUUCUGGCACUGUGGAAGACUUGGCAGUUUGGCCUAAUAAAACCCUUCCCAAAGAGUGGAGAACCUGUCAGCGAAUUAUGAAUGAUAAACAAGAUGACCUCCUCCCUGAUGCAGCAGACGAUGAGAGGUCCUAGGUGGAACCGGGCCCUGUCCGACCCAUUGUUCGUGCUGUCACUGGCCCUGCAGCUUCUGGUGGUGGCUGGCCUGGUGCGAGCGCAGACCUGCCCCUCCGUCUGCUCUUGUAGCAACCAGUUCAGCAAGGUCAUUUGUACGCGACGUGGCCUUCGAGAUGUACCUGAUGGUAUUUCCACCAACACAAGGUACCUGAACCUUCAGGAGAACCUCAUCCAGGUGAUUAAGGUUGACAGCUUCAAGCAUUUGAGGCACCUGGAGAUCCUACAGCUCAGCAAAAACCAUAUCCGCAACAUUGAAAUCGGAGCUUUCAAUGGGCUGGCCAACCUCAACACUCUGGAGCUCUUCGAUAACCGUUUAACCACAAUCCCCAAUGGGGCUUUCGAGUACCUGUCCAAACUUAAGGAGCUUUGGUUGAGGAAUAACCCUAUUGAGAGUAUACCCUCUUAUGCCUUCAACCGUGUACCAUCGCUGCGAAGGCUAGACUUGGGUGAGUUGAAAAGGCUCUCUUAUAUCUCAGAAGGUGCCUUUGAAGGCCUAAGCAACUUGCGGUACCUGAACCUGGGCAUGUGCAACUUGAAGGAGAUCCCCAACCUCAUUCCUCUUGUUCGUUUGGAUGAGUUGGAGAUGUCAGGAAACCAGCUCUCUAUAAUUAGGCCAGGGUCUUUCAAAGGCCUCGUCCACUUACAGAAACUGUGGAUGAUGCAUGCGCAGAUCCAGACGAUCGAGAGAAAUGCCUUUGAUGAUCUCCAGUCCCUUGUGGAGCUCAAUUUGGCCCACAAUAACCUUACCCUCCUGCCUCAUGACCUCUUCACCCCACUACAUCACUUGGAGAGGGUACACUUGCACCACAACCCCUGGAAUUGCAACUGUGACAUCCUCUGGCUCAGCUGGUGGCUAAAGGAAAUGGUGCCGGCCAAUACCAGUUGCUGCGCCCGCUGUGCGUCACCUACUAGCCACAAAGGGCGAUACAUCGGCGAACUUGACCAGAACUAUUUCCAUUGUUAUGCACCGGUGAUCGUGGAGCCACCGGCGGACCUGAACGUGACUGAGGGAAUGGCAGCAGAACUGAAAUGUCGAGCGAAUUCUUUGACCUCAGUCAGCUGGAUCACGCCCAAUGGGUCAAUCAUGACGCAUGGGGCGUACAAGGUACGCAUUUCCGUGCUCAACGAUGGGACGUUAAACUUUACCAAUGUCACGAUGCAGGACACUGGAACAUACACUUGUAUGGUGAGCAACUCCGCAGGCAACACAACAGCCUCGGCUACGCUCAACGUGUCCUCGACAGAGAACAGCAGCUUCAGUUACUUCACUACAGUUACCGUUGAGACCACAGAAGCGUCACAUGAUGAGGGCCACCCAACGGUACAGCAGAAAGGCGGCCCCACUCCUUCUUCUGGAAUUUGGGAGACUUUACCACCUUCCUUCACCACCACUACCACCACCACAGCACGGACGCCAAUGUCCACAAAGGCCACCGACAAGACCUACACCAUCCCUGUCACGGCCCUGAUCGACGGCUCCCUCAACACCCUGGAUGAGGUCAUGAAGACCACUAAGAUCAUCAUCGGUUGCUUUGUGGCCAUCACACUGAUGGCCGCCGUCAUGCUGAUCAUCUUUUAUAAAAUGCGCAAACAGCAUCACCAGCAGAACCACCACGCACCGACACGAACCAUUGAGAUUAUCAACGUGGAUGAGGAUUGCGUAACGGGUGGACCUACCAUGGAGGGCCAUCUUGCCCUUCCCCCACUGGAGCAUGAGCACCUGAAUCAUUACACUGCUUACAAGACUGUGUACAACCAUGCCUCCACCAUCAAUUCUAUACACAGCUCUGCCCACGAACCUUUGCUAAUUCGGGCCAGCUCAAAAGACAAUGUACAAGAAACCCAGAUCUGAACUGCUUUUCAUAAUGGGGAUUAAACGAAGAAAAAAAAAAAGACCUCUAAAACUCUUAAGGAACAGUAUGUGACAUAUCGAUUUUGAAGAUUGUCGAAACAAAGACAAUAGACCGAUGCAAGACGUAUAAGAAGGAUGUUGAUGGGUAGAAAAGGACAUUGGGAGUUGAGUGUACGUCAACAGUUUCAAAAGUGUCUUUACAACAGAAGUUAUUUAUUUAAGGAAAAUAACUAUUGUGGUUUAAUCAAGAAAAGAUGUAAUCAGCAAUUAUUUUUCCAGCAAUUAUUUCUCCAUGUUUUUUAAUGUUAUUUUAAGAGUUGUUGGUUUACUAAUUUGCUUUUAAACUCUGUUUAAAUUUGUUGUUCUGUAUGUGUGGACCCAAUUCAAAGUCAUUUGCAGCUGAAUCUGAAUCUGUCCGCCUGUCUGAAACCUCAAAAUUCACUUUUAAUGUCAAUACUUUUAAAAUAUUAGGUUACAGAUUGUCAUAUUACAAAACAUCCCACGCCAUAAUUGUUUAAACUGAUCACGUUAAUUCUAAAUGAUUUAUUUGUUGACUCCCCUUAAUUAGUGAUAUUUGACAAUAUCACAUUAUUCAGUUACCCUUGCUGAAAAAUAAGCUUUUUAAACCAGAUUAAGCUGGUUUGCUGGUCAUGGUUGGUCUCCAAGCCUGAUCAGGCCCAUCUGUUGGCUGGUUUUAGAGGGGUUUUGGGCACUUUUCAAUUGGACAGGUUGGGAGACAAGCUUAAACCAGAUAAUUUUUCAGCAGGGAUGGCUGCUACAAAUUAUAUGCAGAUGUAUACCUGGCUUCUAUACUCUAAAAUUUACAACAAAGAGCCCUGGAAACAUGUUCCCAUUUAAAACCUGGCCAGAAAACAUGUCUAUUUGAUGCAUGGAGGGAAAUUUUGAAUCAUUUAUGUGCUCAGACUAGAAGAUUUAUGAUUAAGAUAGCAUUUGGGGUUGGCCCACUUGCUUUUAAAUGUGUUUUUAGGCAUCUCCUGCUUAAAAUAUGCUUUAUGUUCUUAAGCAGUUUUCUGCAUCUUCUUUAACAUAGCAAACAACAUUGUGAGUUCUUGUGGCAGUUCAUCCUUGAUACCCUACUAGACUUUCCCAAUACUCAUACACAGAUGCAGCAUACUCAUUCUAUGCCAAAUGCUAUAUGGGCAGGGGGCCGAAGACUGUAGGCCUUUAUUCAAAGGUUGACAGAUUGGAAUGGCAAAAGCAUAGAGAUACUGACAUAGCACCAUUUCCAUUGCAAUCCAUUUUAUCUUGGUGCUCUCCAUUCUGGGAUGGUCUAAAAAGCCAGACAUAGAACCCUGAAUAACAGGGCAAAGUCAGAUCUAAGGCUUCCAAAGAUGCCACAGGUGUGUCUUUAUAGAUUCUGUAGAUUCCUCUCACUAGUUCUUUUUUCCCUCCAUAUUCUAUCUUCCAACAUUCUGCACUGUCAAUCUUUUCAUAGGCAGUUAUGCAAUUCUUUUUAAACUUCUAAAUCGUAUUCAAUCACUUUUAUUUAUUUUCGGUACAGACCGAGAAUGAUACAUCCAUCUUUGGCUUUACACAUGCUGUAGUCUUUGGCUGCAGGGGGAAUGACUUGAGAUUAUGAAUUAAUUUAUGAAAUCAGAAUGGCCUGAGUCGGUCACUAUAGAAACCAGUGACCUUGGACGGGGCGGGUGGGGGCGGUGAGUAGUCGACAGACAUUGGGUUGACACUGUAAAUGUAUUCAGAGACAAAUGGGAGAGCGAGGCUGGGUGAAAGAGCCAAAGUGGACUCAUUUGAAGUGCAUCAUUUAAUCUAUGAAGCAAUCUAGAGGGCUAUAGGUAAUUUGAAGUAAACCAAUAAACCUGUGACAUUUUAUUCAGAUUCGUACGUUUCGUUUCGGCCAUUCAUAAUUAAUGCAAACUGCACAGGGGACUGACAGAAAGAUUUUUCUCUUGCUUUUUUGGUGUUAAUACAGAUGCUGACUGAUACCAUGUGGCAUUUGGUGAACCUUUCAGUAUCGUAUUUUGUUUCACACACCAGAUGCACUCUGAUUUUUAAAAAUCUAAGGUAAUUAUGUUUGUCAGCUUUGCUAUUUCAUUACAUUACAAAAAAGUUUUUGAGCGUAACUCCUGCCCACUAGAAGCAAAGGCCAUCUGGUACAUUUUCUAAUCAAGAUAUACAAGCGUGCAAAAAAAGACUGUUCUUCAUCUGAAUAUGCUGCUCUUUCGAAUCUUAAUUAAUUUCCUUGUCUUUCUGAUUUUAUUUUGUGUUGUCACUGAAAUUGACGUUAAUCUAAACACAGGUUCAUUACAGCAAAAGAAGAUCCUUAUUGCCAAUGGAGUUUAGCACAAAUGUAAACCAAGUUAUUGAGUUGAGUGUUGCUUUCAGUUCAGCAUUUUAUUUAUUUAUUUUGAAGAUUUGGAUCAUUGUCUUAAACUGUCGAUUUUUGGAAAAAUUCCAUGAGGUUUUUUUUUUUUUUUUUCGUAUGUUUGUUCUGUCCCAUCAUGUAAACACAUCUGUGUUUUGGGUUUUGUUUAAGGAGGGAACGAAAUGCUUUUCUCUCCGUUCCACGUAACUUCUUUCUUUUCGUCUCUGAGAGGGAAUGCUGUUCUAGUGGUAGAUUUCUAUAAAAAUAAAUUUUGAAAAUAAAAACAAAAAAAAACAAAACAAAAACUUUUUAAAUUUUAAUUUUACAUGUGCCAACCUGUUCUAAAAGAUUAAAAAAAAGAGAGCGAGAUGCUGUAAAAGACGACUGGAUUGAUUUUCAUGUAAACAUUAUUUCAUGACCUUAAAAAAAAAAAAAAGAUGGAGAUCGAUUAUAGAAAUCAGAGUUUGUAGUUCAUACACAAGAUAAGGUUACAAAUAAACUAUCAUUGUCUUUUC
This is a messenger RNA of Megalobrama amblycephala (Wuchang bream), 6785 nucleotides long. RefSeq names its product leucine rich repeat containing 4C, genome duplicate a (gene lrrc4ca). Gene Ontology annotation, cellular component: plasma membrane; postsynaptic density membrane; glutamatergic synapse. The record is from RefSeq and is a predicted model, not a curated record. NCBI's taxonomy places the organism in Eukaryota, Metazoa, Chordata, Actinopteri, Cypriniformes, Xenocyprididae. Gene Ontology annotation, biological process: modulation of chemical synaptic transmission; synaptic membrane adhesion; regulation of axonogenesis. The coding region runs from base 1980 to 3926 and encodes 648 amino acids. Gene Ontology annotation, molecular function: cell-cell adhesion mediator activity. The transcript is spliced from 3 exons.